GUGUUUGUGAAUGCCGUUAAAGAUUGUCGUUUGAAAAAAAAAACGAUUUUUUCUGUCAAUUGCUAUGGAGACCUGAAAAGUUGACGGGAGUACAUUGAACGAGGUUGUCGAUUCAAACACAAAAGCGUGUUAUGAGAUCAACGACCAUGUCGCAAGGAUUUCGCUUAGCUCUGGUGUGCUACACUGCCGUCUUCACACCCUCUUUCCAGUUCCAAGGAAAGGGACAGCUCGCAUUCCGGCGACGAGGCCCUCAAUCUCUCCCUACCCCCAUCGGCAACAGCCUGCGUGCGGCAGGAAGCGACGACAACGAUGCUCCCUCUUCAGACAAAAACUUGGACAAGAACCAAGGUAUGUCGUGGACCGAGAGCUUUAAUGCUCGGAAAGAGGCAUUGCGAGAGGAAAAACUAGCUCAAUUGAAGAAAUGGUGCAAAGCGGAUUGCAGUUCUGCCGUUUCGGUGACUUUACCCGAUUGGAUCCGUCGCCUAGACGUCGCCGAAUGGCCUUUCGCCGCUUGCGGCAGCUCAUCGGGAUCUGUCUAUAUAGCCAAUCUAGAAACAGGCAACUUGAUUGCGAGUAACGUUGUGCAAAAGGAAAACGAUUCGGCGCACCAGAAGGGUGAUGCUGUUACUCCAAUCGGUUUGGAAGAAACUCUACGACUCUUGUACGGAGAUCACGAUGGGGGUGGUACUUUUGCUAUGACUUUCUCGGGAAACUUGAUUUGCGAAGCAGGGCGGAGUGGUGGCGUAAAUCUUUGGCGUCUAGAUUCUUCGUCCCAACAUCUUGUUUCGCAAGGCAGCAUGAUGGCUGUACAAAACAAGUUGGUGACUUGCUUGGAGUUGGACGACGAUUAUUUAUGGGUCGGUACCUCCGAUGGUCUGGUCCAAGCCUUCGCGUUGGACCACGAACUCCCGUUGGCUCUCCAGUCCAGUCCAGAAUUGAAAUGGGACUUUGGAUCACCCGUUCUCUCGCUCUCUCUACUUCCUGAUAUUGGUUGUGGCGUGGUAUCGACAGUCAGCGGUGUUCGGCUCUUUUCUAUGGAAGAUGACGAAGAGGCCACACCAAUUAUGCAGCCACCAUUCGAUAUUAAUAGACAAGAAUCUUCCGUCACUUUUGCGCUCUGCUCCACCAUCGUAUGCAGUACCGAAAACGAUGAACGGACAUUUUCUGUAGCCUGCGGAGGCAAUGACGGCAGCUUAUUUUUGCAACCGCUCAGUAUGCAGAGCCACGAUGAAGUCGACUGGAAGAAACCUUUUGUCCAGCCGGUGUGGCAAUUGAAACCCCGUCAUUCUGGAGCAGUCCAAUGCAUGACGAGCCCGGCACCGGGGCUUCUCGUCACGGCUAGCCAAGACGGAACAAUGCGAGUUUGGGACAUUGCGCAGAGGAACUGCAUGUACCAGUUUAUUGGCUACAAGGUAUGGCUAGGUAGUGUAUGGAGUGACGGCGUGCGUCUCAUCAGUGACGGUAGUGACAAUACUGUCAUUGCGCACAACUUUGACCCCGCAGUGUCCGAAAAGACAGAGCUGGAAUAAUCCAACGGUUGUAACAUAACCAUAGAUACUGUUAUAUAUACG
Messenger RNA from Phaeodactylum tricornutum CCAP 1055/1, 1571 nucleotides. RefSeq lists its product with no specific name. The transcript has a single exon. NCBI's taxonomy places the organism in Eukaryota, Bacillariophyta, Bacillariophyceae, Surirellales, Neidiaceae. Gene Ontology annotation, molecular function: protein binding. The coding region runs from base 132 to 1529 and encodes 465 amino acids. The record is from RefSeq and is a predicted model, not a curated record.